This is a messenger RNA of Amoebophrya sp. A120, 4993 nucleotides long. Lineage: Eukaryota; Dinophyceae; Syndiniales; Amoebophryaceae. The record is from the annotation of a GenBank genome assembly.
UAAAUAACUCUGCAAUUAUAUCUGAGAAGGGACGAAUUAUGGAAAAUAAAACUGUCGACGUGGAGGCAUCAAGUAGCUGCGCAUCAUCUUCCAACAGCACCUCCGGUCGGAAAAACCCUUUCCAAGAGGCGGGACAAACCCACCUGAAGGCGGUGGAGUCUUUCCGAAUGCUUAUGGAGGCGUGUCGUAUGAACUGCAAAAAUGUCUGGGUCUGGAAGAUUGCCAGGUUUGUCAUGCAUAUUGUCCAGCAUGACCCAUGAUGUCUGUGAUGCAUGCCUUAGCAUCACAGAUUCUGCGAGGGCUUUCUGAUGCUCAUACAGCAUGAGAAGUGCCGUCUCUGCGUAGCAAAAACUGGACCUAUUUUGCUCUUCACGCAAUACAGAUUUUAUGCAGAGUCCAGACGUAGCAUUACAAGUUGUAUCCUUCCAGACCCAGACAUAUUUGCAAGGCAUAUGUCGCAAGCUGGCGCAAAACCGCCAGGGCUUUUCCGUGGUGAGUUUGCGGAAGGUGGGCGUCGGAGUCGAGGGGAUCCAGGAGUGGAACCGGUUUCGGGGCGUAUGCAUUGCAAAAGUUAAUAAAGUAUCGUGCUAGAAGAUGAAGUUGUACAAGAAAUCGCAUGACAAACGUUGCCAAAAGGAAAAAUGGAACUUGUCACGCCGAAUAAGGAAUGUCAUGCGAGACAACUUGUCAUGCGAGACAACUUGCAUAUAUAUGUUUAUACGAAAGCAGCGACCGACAUCAUUUUUGCACAGCAUACGCCACGAUUCGCGCGCAUUUUGCUCGGGACGGCGAGGAGCACGACGAGCACCCGACCUCCAGCUACCAAAUCCUGAAUUGGGUUAUCCUUAGGAAAAAAUAACCUAUGAUCUUCGUCCCAUCGAUGAUCCAAUUUCUCAUGCAAGCAUGUUUUGUACAUACAUAAAUGCACACCCUAGUGCAUCAUCUAAGAUGAUGUACCAGGGUGUCGUAUGCAUUUAUGCAAAAAUCAAAGUAGUUACAGGGAGACGACGAUGACCACGGUUUUUUUUCCUGUGGAUCUAAGUCGAGGGCUUCAUUCUCGGUGCUGCAGCUAAGGAGCGCGCGGAGCGAGGCAUCAUCGAUUGUCCUCGUGCAGAAGGAGGCAAGAACGUACAGAACUUUUCGCAUCAGCACGCAGGAGCGACUGCUGCACUGGACCGACAAGCCGCAUCGGAAAACGUUGCCGUCUACAUGGGCCCGUACGGCAUUCCAUUUUUUCUCAUCGGGAAAGACAGCAAGGCACUCUACACUAUCACGCCAUUCACGGGGCUCGCAAAAAUUGGAAUGAUUUUGACAGGAGUAGGCGGUGGUAAUAAAGGCGAUGGUGGAGGUUGUUCUGAUAAAUGAUGACUUGAGGAUUUUGAAGUUGUACAACUAAACGAAAAUAAUCAAAAUUAUCAUGCUUUGGCUCUAGAUUGAGCCAGUGCCAGCGGAUAAGGAUAAGGAAAAGGAUAAGGAACUACUGCUUAACAGUGUACAAGAACUUCAAUUUCUACGACGACAUCGUAAGAACUUUAAAUGCUUAAUGAGCCCGAGGAGUGGAGCGUCGAGUAGGGGGCGGCCAUCUCAUACUUGUAAUCGCCUUUUUCGCGGGCUAAGGCUAUUUUGAAGUUCUAGUUCUACUUCUAACCACAGGACUACGGGCGGAAAAAUAAUUUCUCAAAGAACAAGCAGAGUUGAGAACUAUAACUAGUCUCAAUAUCAAUUAGUAAGCGUCCUGAAUACCGGUCCGGCGUUUUGAAGUAGUAAAUCCAGGAAGCGGAAGGACGAUGGCACGACAGAUGAUUCUGGCGGUAGCAUCUCGUCGUGUUCUUCAAAAUCCUUUAUCACUCCCUUUUUUUCCAUCUUCAUGUUCAUGCCUGUACAGGUACACUAAGCCUUCGGUAUCGGUUCGUACAUCUAAAUCUAAGUGCAGAAGUACGAGUGGAAUUGCUCCUUCGCAUUAUAGAAACUCUAACUACUGCGCACAAACAAUCGGCACCGCUUAAUAUUGAACCUGCACCUGAAAAAAGUGCUGCUGUGAAAAAAAUAUUAAGUACGUAAAAACAAAUACGAAAACAAAAAUUUUUUUCGUGAAGGGGCGUGGUUGUCGAACAUACAAACAUCCUCCUCCUGCUUCAAGAUAGUGCUGCGAUAAGGACAACAAUAAUAACCUUCUCAGCUGCUCUCUGCUCAAUGUUAUUGCUGUAAUGCGUAGCUUCUCGGAACCUGUUGGUCGGCCCGGAGACCACAAACCUGCUCAACAAGUAUUUGAAAGGAUGGUUUUUGAUCUUUCAGUAAGUUUUUCCGACAUUGUUUAUACCUCAAUGUCAAUCCCAACAGCAAAAACAAAAAUCGGAUGUGCCUCCUGUGAAGGAUUGAAUGUGUGUAGUUUGUGCAAAUAAAAUUUGAACGAAACACUUCAGCAGAUAGAUUUAGAAUUUUUCAGAUCCUUCAGCGCGCUGCGUUUUACCUACAACUUCCCGAUCUAGUAACUCUUGGGAUCCUCCAAACGUUCAGGCUGACGAGCUUGUUCGGGAGGUCGGGAGCUAGCACUGCAGGGCCCGCUUAUGGUGCAAGCCCUGGGGCCCCCAAGAUAGUAGUUUUUUGGCUUGAAGGAUCUAAAAAUGUAGACACAAAACGAGCAGCUUCACAUUGCACCCCAAAAUAGUCCAGCGGCACAACGACGAAAUGUGAGAAAAACGCACUGAGGAAUAUUUUAACUCAGAUCCAUAUGGAAGCGUCAGAAUCGAAAUCAACAAAAUCGAAAUAAUUUGUGAUGCAUAAAAUCGCUACCAGUUGGAGCCUCACCCUCAGUUUUCAAGCGGCGCAUGACAAAUUUCGGAAGCACCGAAUUCCAGUCUGUCAUGCUGUUUGGGCAAAGCCAGUUAGGAGAGUACCAAAGUGAGGAAAAAAGGCCAAGGUUUGUAGACAACGUCAUGUUUACAGUGUGGCUAGGGGUGGGCCACCCAGGUCAGCUAGGCAUGGGAAGAACGACACACAACGCACAGACGCCAAAAAAGAGCUACAUGACCUGCCCAGUCUGUCAAAAGAAAGUAGUGCCAAGCACAGACCACUUGCUUUUUCAGUGCGAAGACCCUACGCUAGUGCAAUUGCGAAAAGAACACUUAGGCGCGCCAUGCAUAAAAGCCAUGGAUCCAUGCAUAAGUUUCGUCCGGGAGCGAAAAAACGUGAAAAACGUCCUGAACUUCUACGAGAAGGCCUCGCAGACACACGGAGGAACUCUGCCCACGGGGCUAGCGAACGCGAUCAGAGGGGGACAGACGGUUUUCGACGAGGCGGACUACAAGGAUGUGGCAGAAUGGCAACCGGAGAAAAAGCCGAGCAAGGUCCAGGAGGGGGACCUGAACAAAAUAGCGAGCAGGAUCGGGAGGCUCUAGGAGAGAGACCGCCAACACGAAAACGAACAAAGCCGACAAACUGCUACGAACGAGGGGACUACGCUCAGCCGGGCAACUUCUCCGAAAAACCUGCACCCAGAAAAACCCCACCACCCUUCCCCCCUCGCUUUAGGUCUAUCUGGAGGACAUGACACCUCUGGCUGCAGGAGCAGUCCCGGGGUGUUAGCGCGGGAGGAGCGGAACCGGUGACCAGCUGCGUCAGCCAGGGCACAUCGAAACAGGUGGGCCUAGGGCAAUGAGGGUGUGCCAAGCGGAAGGUGGUGGAGAUGGGAACGGAGACAGAGUAGAACUUGUUGAGGCGCUUGUUGAGGCGGUAAAGUAGGUAGAAGCGUGAAGCCACAGCGCAUAGUUAAGAAGUUAGAGAGCAUGACACUGCGAGGCUCGACCCGUCCUCGAACGGGGGCGGGUGAAUGUAGCAAGCGGUGAUCGUGAUACAGAGGCUGUCGCUCGUCCGCCACACUAGUUUCCUAACAGCAAGAAGAAAAAACAAGACAAGGCGCCUAAGCUACUACUAAAGCUUACGUGGUAAAACAGUAGAAUAGCCGCGCGCCGCACUCAACCCAGGGGACCCGCUGAACGACGGCCGAGAGCCCGCCCGGUGAGGAGUUUCCUUAUGUUCGUGUUCGUCUGCCCUCCACCCACUGCAGAAGAGCAACCUUGCAGAUUUGAACCAGGUCGAUCUUUUUCAAAAUCUCUGGUUAAUUCACUCCGGUCCGCCUUGCUCUUUGAAGAUCCGUGCGAAAAAGCACAUGAAAAGCUGCUGCCAUGGUGAAGAACGGUUAGUACAAGCGCAGGCCCUAGAGUGUAACAUGAACGGAAUCGGGCUACAAGGCCACAGGUAAAUCACCCCUGCGUCUUCCGGUCGGCCUUUACGAAACUGACUACAAAAAACCGCGACGGUAGAAAGGGGGCGGUCUAGUCUACGGUCUAGAUCGUCUCCACUACCAUUCGAAAAAACGCAAGUCCCAGCUAUAGUACAACAGGAGCGGCAUCCGACCCGAGUGUAGUCAGCCGGACCAUUUUUAGAAGACGUUGCGAGGUGGGCGGAGAGGCAUCACGCGUGCAGUGGAACGAGAGGAAGGCCAGCGUUCAACUGUGUGAUGUUCGUCGUAUACUGUCCUGCCUAGUUCACUAUGUAGGUUAUCUCUCUCUCUCUCUCAUGCUGUUUGGGCAAAAAAGGCUACCCCUGUCAUGCUACUUCGGCAGCGCAUCGUCUUCCCCUAAACAGGCUUGCAAUCAGUCUCAUUUGCCUGCUCCCCAAUACAGGCCAUACGUGCCCUGCAUUUUAUGCAUUACAAAUUUUUCGAUUUUGUCUAUUUCGAUCCUGACGCUUCCAUAAUCCAUUUAAAGGAUGAUGGAAGUCGAACAAUUUAUAUUUUACCUCCAAUGAAGAUUGCAUUGCUCUCCCUCUUCAAUGGUGACCUUGAACAAAAAGCGCUGUCAUUUUUUGGUAUGAAUGAUAAGACCCAGCAGAAAAUGAUAAGAAAAAUCCUGUAUGUGAAAAUGAUUUGUCAAGGACGAGACCGAGACGAAUACGUGCGGGCAAGACCGACCUAGAAAUCGUUGCAUCACCC